Messenger RNA from Mycetomoellerius zeteki, 1373 nucleotides. RefSeq names its product ultraviolet-sensitive opsin (gene Uvop). Gene Ontology annotation, molecular function: G protein-coupled receptor activity. Lineage: Eukaryota; Metazoa; Arthropoda; Insecta; Hymenoptera; Formicidae. Gene Ontology annotation, cellular component: membrane. Gene Ontology annotation, biological process: G protein-coupled receptor signaling pathway; visual perception. Bases 252 to 1358 code for a protein of 368 amino acids. The record is from RefSeq and is a predicted model, not a curated record. The transcript is spliced from 5 exons.
AUUCGAUCAUAAUCAACGUUCUAAUAUGGAUUCUGUUACUGAUAAAUAUAUAGUUUAAUAGUCAACUGACGUAACAUAGUAGCAUACAUACAGUGCCCAUCAGCAAAUUGAGGAUUAUCUUCGACUAAUCUUCUUCGGAAGCCAUUUAAGCUUGGAUUUGAAUGGAUUUAGAUUCCAUAAAUUUGAGUUACCGCAAUGCAUAUAAAGAUUCAACGUUAUAGAGAAGUGAAGUCUGAAAUUAGUAAAUCGACAUGGUGAACGGAAGUGUUCAUUGGGAGGCAAGAGUUCUAUCAGCAAAACCAAUACGGUUGCUAGGAUGGAACGUCCCUGCUGAGGAAUUGGUUCAUAUACCAGAACAUUGGCUGAUCUAUCCUGAACCCAAUCCUUCUCUUCACUAUUUACUGGCCAUUCUAUACAUAAUUUUCACCUUUGUAGCGUUAUUCGGAAAUGGACUUGUUAUCUGGAUAUUUUGCUCAGCCAAAUCGCUAAGAACAUCUUCAAAUUUGUUUGUGGUGAAUUUGGCAUUUUGCGAUUUCUUCAUGAUGCUCAAGGCACCGAUAUUUAUAUAUAAUUCUUUUAAUACUGGAUUUGCUACUGGUCAUUUAGGAUGUCAACUCUUUGCCUUUAUGGGUUCGCUUAGUGGAAUUGGAGCUGGUAUGACAAAUGCUGCUAUAGCGUAUGACAGAUACAGUGUUAUAGCCCGACCACUUGAUGGGAAAUUAUCUCGCGGUCAAGUGAUGCUCUUUAUUGUACUUAUCUGGACGUACACAAUUCCUUGGGCCUUGAUGCCAAUAAUGCAUGUCUGGGGUCGGUUUGUGCCUGAAGGUUUUUUGACAAGCUGCACUUUCGAUUAUUUGACAGAUACUCCGGAAAUACAAUAUUUUGUGGCCACAAUAUUUAUCUUUUCUUAUUGUAUACCAAUGUUACUUAUCAUAUAUUAUUAUAGUCAAAUUGUCAGCCACGUUAUUAAUCACGAGAAAGCUCUUCGUGAACAAGCAAAGAAGAUGAAUGUCGAAAGUUUGAGAAGCAAUGUCGAUACAAAUGCUCAAACUAUGGAAAUACGUAUAGCCAAGGCCGCGAUAACAAUAUGCUUCCUUUUUGUUCUCUCGUGGACUCCAUACGGAGUUCUCGCGAUGAUUGGUGCUUUUGGAGAUAAGACAUUAUUAACUCCUGGUAUCACAAUGAUACCGGCAUGCACAUGCAAAUUUGUGGCUUGUUUGGAUCCAUAUGUAUAUGCUAUAAGUCAUCCAAGAUACAGAUUAGAACUGCAAAAACGAUUACCGUGGUUAGAAUUGCAAGAAAAAUCUACGGAUACUCGGAGUUCUACAUCUGAAAUAGUGAAUGUGCCAUCAUCUUAAAUCUUAUUUAAUUUU